UGGUCCCUCAGGGGUUAGAGCUGCGGUAAUGGUCCCAUGAUUUCCUGCCUCCCUGCUUUCCUUUUUCCUUGUUAAUUCAAUUUUACUGUUUGGUUGAUUUGGGUUUUUUUUCCUUUCUAAAGGUUCCUGCUCUUUGAGGACGACAGGAGAGGCGGAGUGGCAGAGGAGAGGGGAAAGCCAAGUGGUGAUUUGUGGUGAAGCGUCGUGUCACCAUGAAGGCCCUGUACGCUCAGCAGAGUUCUCCUGGAGAGGAAAUGACAUUUGUGUUCCAGGAAAGGGAGAGCCUUCCUGCCAGCAGAGACCACGAUGUGAAGGUGCAGGUCAGAGCCUGUGCUCUGAGCUGGGUGGACACAAAGCUCCUGUCAGAAAUCAAACUGAAGAAGGAUCUUGUGCCUGUUGGGCGAGAGAUUUCGGGAGUUGUGCUGGAAGUUGGAAGCAAGGUGACCUUCUUCCAGCCAGAUGAUGAAGUGGUGGGAAUUCUGCCCCUGGAUUCUGAGGAGUCUGGUGUCUGUGAAGUUAUCCUGGUUCACGAGCAUUAUUUGGUUCACAAGCCACAGAAGGUCUGCUGGGCAGAGGCUGCCGGGACGCUCCGCGACGGGCUCCGCGCGUACACGGCCCUGCACUACCUGGCCCACGUGUCCCCUGGCACAAGUGUCCUUGUCCUGGAUGGAGCAAGUCCAUUUGGUACCAUUGCAAUUCAGCUGGCCCAACACAGAGGGGCCAAAGUCAUCUCCACUGCCCACAGCCUGGAGGACAAGCAGUACCUGGAGAGGCUCAGACCUGCUGGGGGCGUCCGGCAGCCUCUGGUGGCGCGGGUGAUCGACGUGUCGCACGGCAAGAUCGACCUGGCCGAGAGCUGCCUGGAGGAGACGGGCGGGCUGGGCCUGGACAUCGUGCUGGAUGCCGGAGUGAGGUUAUACAGUGCUGAAGAUGAGCCAGGCUCCAGGUGCCAGCUGCUGCCUCACAAGCACGACAUCAUCACGCUGCUGGGGGUCGGGGGACGCUGGAUAACCACGGAGAGGAACCUGCAGCUGGAUCCUCCAGACAGCCAUUCCUUGUUCCUGAAGGGAGCCACAGUGUCCUUCCUGAACGAUGAGGUCUGGAACUUGUCCAAUGUGCAGCAGGGGAAGUAUCUCGCCAUCCUGGAAGAUAUCAUGGAGAAAUUAUCAAAUAGCAUUUUCAGGCCUCAGCUGGAUGAACCCGUCCCAUUGUAUGAAGCCAAAGUUUCUAUGGAAAUAGUUCAGAAGAAUCAAGCAAGAAAGAGACAAGUCAUCCAGUUCUGACACACAACUUCUGAUCUCUCAGCCUGGGGAAGAUAAAGAAAUAAAUGGAAUAAAUGGAAUAAAUCAGUGUACACUUGCAGGCAGUGAACAGAAUUUAAACAUUCUUUGUACCUCAGCUCAAAUGGUCUCUGAAGCUUCCACGACUUCAGGGUUUUUAAAUUCCCUUGAGCAGAAUGUUCCCAUCAGCAGCUUCUAAAGAAGCAGCCUUGACUUAAAAAUCUUGUCUGCCCUGCCACACUUAAAAAUGUCACAAACAUCUACAGGCAAACUCAGUCGCUGGUGGUUUCCAACCCUAAAAAUUAAAGAGGGGAAAAAAGAUGGUUUUACUAGUCUUUUUGUCUCCAACCCCUACCAGCAGUUACCUUUAUAGUUACCUUUUGCUUUUGACUGCACUGAGACCGAAUGCUGCACUUAAUCCACAUUUAAAAUUGUUAUUCAACUGAAGGACAGGCAAAACUAUCGAGGUUGGCAAGGGUGGCAGAUGGGAAGGACAUGGUACUGACAGCAGGAGUUUCCCCCAGCUCGUUCCCUUCCUCUCAGCACUAAGGGAGCAAACCUGGUAAAUCCAGAGUCCCCAGGCUGGUGGAAUUGCGUGAGUCAGAUGUUUAAGGCGCUUUGUGUAGCUUGUUACCUUUGGUAUCUCCCUGUGCUGUGCACGUUCAUUUCCCCUCUUUUAACCUCAGCACAGCCCAGAUCUGUCUCUCCAGCAUUAUCCAUGACUGUGGCCUGUUUGAAAGUCAGCAGUGGGGAAAGAACUGCAUUUUGCUUUCCUCAAAGCAUGUGCCUCCCUGCAUGCUGUGAUUAGAGGGCAAAAAUACUUUUUCUCAUUCA
This is a messenger RNA of Motacilla alba alba, 2114 nucleotides long. RefSeq names its product crystallin zeta like 1 (gene CRYZL1). Lineage: Eukaryota; Metazoa; Chordata; Aves; Passeriformes; Motacillidae. The transcript is spliced from 14 exons. Gene Ontology annotation, molecular function: oxidoreductase activity. The record is from RefSeq and is a predicted model, not a curated record. The coding region runs from base 213 to 1283 and encodes 356 amino acids.